CUCCAUCAUCCGUCGAACCUUCCCCGCCUCCACGUCGCUCGUUACCUUCGUGCCUCUUCUUUUCUACGCAGCCACUUCCAAAUCGACAUUAUUUGACUUUUUUUCUUCUAUUCUUUGACUGUCGCUGCUGCAUGACUCCUCUUUCGUAGUCCUCCGAGGCCGCGCCAUCUCUCAUGGGAAAGUGGAGAUAUGGUGUUGUCCUGGAUGCUGGGUCCUCCGGGACGCGGGUCCAUAUCUAUCGAUGGCUGAAUAGCGAUGCUGCUCGCGCUCAGGCGAGCCAAAGCCAGUUACAGAGCCUGCCAGUGCUCGAGACGGACAAGAAGUGGAUCAAGAAAGUACAUCCCGGUAUCUCGACAUUCGGUGAUACUCCCAACGACGUCGGACCGGAACACCUCGACAAACUUCUCAGCCAUGCGCUCAAGUAUGUGCCACUGGAGGAAGUGCCGAACACGCCUCUUUUUCUCCUCGCAACCGCCGGUAUGCGGAUCCUACCUCCUCUCAAACGCAAAGCUAUCCUAGCCGAAGUGUGCAAUUUCGCCCGGAAGACGACCAAGUUCCAACUCCCCGAUUGCGAUUUACAUGUUCAGGUUAUACCAGGGGAGACGGAGGGUCUAUACGGUUGGAUAGCUGCAAACUACCUUCUCGGAGGCUUUGACAAGCCCGAAAAUCAUGAUCACGGAAAAGGGCAUCACACCUACGGGUUCCUGGACAUGGGAGGCGCGUCGGCCCAGAUUGCUUUUGCGCCCAACGCGACUGAAUCAGAAAAGCAUGCAAACGAUCUCACGUUAUUACGUCUACGGACUAUAGAUGGCGCGCCUAUGGAGCAUAGAGUCUUUGUGACUACCUGGUUGGGGUUUGGAGUCAAUCAAGCAAGGCGGAGAUAUGUCGAAGCACUCCUCGAAGCCAGCCCAGGCGCAAUGGAGCUACCUGAUCCCUGUUUACCUUUGGGCCUGCGUGUUACAACUGAUGGAAAACCUAUUGAAUCUGGAUCAGAAGAGGAACAGGGACAUGCGCCUCAACUAGUAGGAACCGGUCAGUUCUCUGAAUGCAUGCACCAGGCAUACCCCCUCUUGGAGAAAGACAAGCCCUGUCUAGACGACCCUUGCCUCAUAAACGGCCAGCAUGUACCUGCUAUCGACUUUGACGUGAAUCAUUUUGUGGGCGUUUCCGAAUACUGGCACACUACACAUGAAGUCUUUGAGAUGGCGCACAAGGAUCGAGCAUACGACUUUAAAAAGUACCAGCAGCAAGUCAACGAGUUCUGCAGUCAGAGCUGGGAGGAAAUUAAAAGGGGCAUUGACAAUAAGAAGUGGGGAAAGAAGGUCGAUGAGGAGACGGCGCAAGAAGUCUGCUUCAAGGCAUCUUGGCUUAUCAAUGUGCUCCACGAGGGUAUUGGUGUUCCCCGCGUAGGUAUUGAAGAGUUGAAGGGAAGCCAAAACACUACCCACGCCUCGUUGAAAGGCGCGAAGGAGAAAGGUUUCCUCGAUCCAUUCCAGGCGGUCAACAAGAUUGGUGAUAUUGAGGUCAGCUGGACGCUUGGAAAGAUGGUAUUGUACGCCUCAAGUGAGGUCCCAGCACCUUCGACAGAAGCGCUGGCAGUGGGUUUUGGGAGCAACGAUCCAGGCAUUCCCGACGACUUCCAGUUUCCAGGUGGAGAGUACAGGCAGUACGGGGACGAUGACUGGCAUGAUCACCUCUUCUCCGAAAACCCGCGACGAAUUCCCGGUUUCCUCAUCUUUGUUCUCAUCGUCUUCGUGAUCGGGUUCAUGCUCUGCGGCCGAGAGGGUCGAAAGUCCGCUCGGCAGAAAGUUCUCCAUUUAUUCGGUGGUGGUGGCCGACCUGGCUCGCUAAGACGGCGCCGUGGAUUUCCAGGAAAAAUCUUUGGCCUUUCCAGUACACCAUCGUACGAACGUGUCCUCGAAAGCGGUGAAGGGGCCGACGAUUUCGAGCUUGGCUCCUUCGACUCCACCUCAGACAACGACCACUCUGAUUCCAGCGAAGGCAGUCGUAUCGGCCGAACUUCUGGAUGGGCUACUCCGCAGAUUAAAGCUAGUGUUGUGGAUCCAGGGACGCCGUCCUUUUAUGAACCCGGACGGGAUAUUAUCGGCCAAGGUGCUGGUCUGGGUUUAGGUCCGCCGUCUAUGUUCAGCAAUCCAAUUGAAAGGGGCGGGCUAAUGGCCAGAACAGAUAGUAGAGAGAGGUUGGCGGGUGGGAAGAGGAGUCGGGCGAGCAGUCCGAGUCGGCUGCGAAGUCCUAUGAUGAUGCCGCUAAAAGAGUCUGUAGACUGAGCUAUUUGCUUCCAGUGUGUUUGGCGUUUACAUGAGCAUUCAUUGUAAGAUGGGCUGUGUUAAGGAAGGCCGAGGUCUUACGCCUAGACAGGCGUUUAUGGUUUUUCUAUUCCACCUGCACUAAAGGAAGGUUCACUAAUGUGCUUCGAGGAAGGCGUUUUGCAAUUGGGUGAAGAUGGUUACGUCUGAUAAUGAUGUCUCUUCCCUAGAUUUGGGUGCCUCGCUCCCUAAUAGCUGCAAUCUCGACACCCUUCGUAUAACUUUAACUCCUGUUUCAUACAGAACCAUUUUUGUAGAAGAUUAAAUAUUCUCUUCUGAUUACUUCCAUUCAUCUCCGUAAAUCUGACCCGGACUUCCAAGCCCAGCUGCUUCAAUGCAUCCAGGUCUAGACAAGUGGGAUAGUCCUGCAGCG
Molecule: messenger RNA, 2700 nt
Organism: Lindgomyces ingoldianus
Lineage: Eukaryota; Fungi; Ascomycota; Dothideomycetes; Pleosporales; Lindgomycetaceae
Exons: 3
Coding region: 174-2288 (704 amino acids)
Biological process (GO): nucleoside diphosphate catabolic process
Cellular component (GO): membrane
Molecular function (GO): nucleoside diphosphate phosphatase activity
Source: RefSeq, a predicted model, not a curated record